AUGAGACCGUUGACUGAUGAGGAAACUGAAUUGGUGUUCAAAAAAUUGGCCAGUUAUAUUGGUGAUAAUAUCCGUCAUUUAGUGGAUAGGGAUGAUUUGCAAUAUUGCUUUCGUUAUCAUAAAGUAACGCGACUGGAUCGAGUGUAUUACUGCAGUAAAGCACUGAUGCAGAAAGCGGCAUGCAUAAGUCGAGAGAAGUUGUUAAGCUUUGGUAGUUGUUUGGGUAAAUUCACGAAAACCAAAAAAUUCUAUUUGCAUAUUACAGCGCUCGAUUAUAUAGCACCAUAUGCAAAGUAUCGAGUGUGGGUGAAUGCGCAAGGUGAACAACAUUUUCUGUAUGGAAACAAUAUUGUUAAAUCGCUUGUUUCAAGAAUGAGUGAAGGAUGUGAGUCACAUCAGGGUGUUAUUGUUCACAAUAUGAAUGACAUACCGAUAGGAUUUGGAGUAACUUCAAAGAGUACAGCGGAGUGCCGAAAAGCUGACCCAACCGCGAUUAUUGUUUUGCAUCAAUGUGAUCUGGGAGAGUACAUACGGCGAGAAUCGUUCUUAACUUGA
Anisakis simplex (herring worm) is the source of this 555-nucleotide messenger RNA. The record is from the annotation of a GenBank genome assembly. NCBI's taxonomy places the organism in Eukaryota, Metazoa, Nematoda, Chromadorea, Rhabditida, Anisakidae.